AUGGUUUUCUAUUCUAUAUUAAGAGUUAAAUUUCUACGGAAAUUAAUUUACAAUAGAUCUUAUUCAUAUUCUUCUUUUCCCGAUGUUGAUAUUGAUUAUUACUGCAAUUCCAACAAUUUUCAUGAGAUUAAACAAAACAUAAAACAAAGAAAGGGCAUAGGGGAUAUUGAGCGCGUAUUAAACGUUUAUAAGUUAAUGAAAUCUACCCCUGUUACAGACGGCUCUUAUUCUUCCCUAAAACAUAAUCUCUACAAAGAACUCAGUAUUCUUCCUAAUAAAACACAUCCUGUAGUACAGCAAUAUGAGGAAAAUCCUAGUGUAGUCCAUGAACUUAAUGAAAAAAAAAGUUUUACAGAUUAUGAACCUUUGGAAUUCAGUGAAAUAACAAGAAGACUAAAUUUAAUGAGAACAGAUAAAUUAGGUUAUACAUGUGGGCAUAAAAGUUAUUAUUUCUUGGGAGGGUUAGCAGAGUUAGAAGAAUCGUUGAUCAAGUACACCAUUUCUUCUCUUUUGAACAAAAAAUUCAAAUUAGUAUCAGUGCCUGAUAUUUUACCAAGUAAAAUUCUUGAGAGUUGUGGUAUUACAAUAAACAAUAAUCGAACACAGAUAUAUUCGUUGGAUCCACAUCACCAUGGCCCAGAUCUCUAUCUAUCUGGCACAGCUGAAAUGUCAUUGGCAGGUUUAUUAAUGAAUACUAUUCACAAAAAGGACAGUUUGCCUCUAAAACUAGCAGCUGUGAGCAGAUGUUACCGUGCUGAAACAUCUAAUGUAAUUGAAGAAAGAGGUAUUUAUAGAGUACAUCAAUUCACAAAAGUUGAGAUGUUUGCUGUAACUACCCCUGAAAAUUCAGAAAGCAUGCUAGAAUACAUCAGGCAAACACAAGAAGAAUUAUUUGCAGCCUUAGGGUUUCAUAUGAGAGUUUUGGACAUGCCACCUCAUGAGUUAGGAGCACCAGCAUAUCGAAAAUAUGAUAUUGAAGCAUGGCUGCCAGGACGUAAUAUGUAUGGAGAGAUUUCUAGCUGCAGUAAUUGUACUGAUUAUCAGUCUAGAAGACUGAAUAUAAAGUUUAAGGAUGGUAAUCACCAUGGAUAUGUACACACUCUAAAUGGUACCGCAUGUGCAAUUCCAAGAAUGCUAAUAGCACUUGUUGAAAAUAAUCAAGACCCCAAAGGAAAAAUUUCAAUUCCCAAGACACUGCAAUCCUUUACUGGUGGCAAACAGUAUAUUGUUAGAAAUAGUAUUCCAGAUUUGAAGUUAGCAAAAAUAAAAAAAUAA
Messenger RNA from Diatraea saccharalis (sugarcane borer), 1275 nucleotides. The record is from the annotation of a GenBank genome assembly. NCBI's taxonomy places the organism in Eukaryota, Metazoa, Arthropoda, Insecta, Lepidoptera, Crambidae.